AUGUCUAAAUCAAGGCCAACUCAAUCGCAAAUGAAAUCUUUGGUUGAUCUAAUGGUCAAAGAUCCAUUAUUGUGCGCCGGUAAAUUUAUACCUAUAUAUACCCAAAAAACUGCUAAACAAAAAUGGCAAAUCAUAGCAGAUCAACUUAACGCUUUACCAGGAGCAGAGAAGAGCGGAGAUAAAUGGAAAAAAGUGUAUGACUUAUGA
Molecule: messenger RNA, 207 nt
Organism: Macrosiphum euphorbiae (potato aphid)
Lineage: Eukaryota; Metazoa; Arthropoda; Insecta; Hemiptera; Aphididae
Source: the annotation of a GenBank genome assembly